ACCAUCCACCGCACGAACACCAAUGUUGCUGCUGUUGCUGGUGCUGCUGCUGCUGAUGAUCUUAUUGAUGCUGCUGCUGGUGAUGCUGAUGCAAAUGAUGGUGGUGGUGGUGGUGUGUUCCAGCCUCAUGUUGGCUACCCCUACGCCACCUGCGCAGGUUAUCGAUCGGCUAGUCGAAUGAGCUAUGGGCCGCGUUCUGCCAGCGCCAUGGGAGUUCCCACGAACGGGUGUAUCGGCGGUGGGGGUAUGGUGAACGCUUCCCCUCGCGCUUUCAUUCACGACCCCCACAACAACGGUGACAGCUGCUCUUGCUAUGUGGAAGAACAACAGCAGGCACCUCAAUCUCCAUCCGCUGCCUAUGGUGAUUACGUCGACACUGGGGGCUCCUAUGGGGUUCAACGAAGUCCUCUUGUAGGCUAUCGUAUUUCCCAUCUCUCUCCCGCUCCUCAACGCUACACCCCCGGGGCUGGUGAGACCACAAUCUCGGCGUCCAUCAGUUCUCUGCCCCGUUCCAGAGCUCCUAGUCGUUCCACAGUCACCUUCCAGUCACCCAGCAUUCAACAACAGCAGCAACAACAACCAAUCAAGUUGGAUCUGCGCGGACCUGUUGAGGUGGAUGCUGGUGAGGCUGUGAUCUCCAAUCUUCCUCCUCGACCUACUCCACGCCAUACUAAUAGUUUGGAUGAUAACGACGUGGGUGGUUGA
Hydatigera taeniaeformis is the source of this 705-nucleotide messenger RNA. NCBI's taxonomy places the organism in Eukaryota, Metazoa, Platyhelminthes, Cestoda, Cyclophyllidea, Taeniidae. The record is from the annotation of a GenBank genome assembly.